This is a messenger RNA of Rhineura floridana, 1376 nucleotides long. RefSeq names its product rRNA/tRNA 2'-O-methyltransferase fibrillarin-like protein 1. The transcript has 3 exons. The record is from RefSeq and is a predicted model, not a curated record. Bases 404 to 778 code for a protein of 124 amino acids. NCBI's taxonomy places the organism in Eukaryota, Metazoa, Chordata, Lepidosauria, Squamata, Rhineuridae.
GGUCCUUGAGGCCCAGCAGCAGCACUUCUUCCAUGAGCGUGAGGCGCGUUUCCUUGGAGUCGCCCUUCUCGUCGUCGCCCUGCUCGUCUCGCCGGCCUUCCUCCUCCGGGCCGCCGCCGCCGCCACCCCCGGCCGCCCGCUCUUUGUCGGCCGCGGCGGCGCUGCGAGAGGCCUCGGUACGGCGCUGUACUAGGCCAGAGUUUCGCUGGGUCAGGGAAGUCAUGGCGGCGGCGGCGGCGGCAGCGGCAGCAGGGAACGAGGGACCCCGGGCGGGCCCUGCUGGAAGGCUGGGAGAGAGCCGAAGCUGCCGCGGCUUCUCUCCGUGUCCCCCUCUCCCGGCAGGAGCUGAGGCGGCCGGAGGCUAUCAGGGAGGGGAAAGGAAAGAAAGGGAAGGGAGGGGGAAAUGGAGAUGGGCCGAGCCGGCUCCCCCUACGGCAGCGGCAGUGGAGGCGGCGGAGGCGGCAGCGGCAAAGGCAGCUUCUCCUCCAAUAUGGCGACGCAGGCUGGCUCGGCUGACGCGCCAGCUGCAAUAGCAGCGACAGCAGAGGAUGUGGCAGGAGGCGGAGGAGGAAGACUGUGGAGGUGCCGGAAAAAGAAAGACGGAGGAAAAGUAAGUCAGGCAGUCGCCGGCUCAGAGGAAGGACGCAGGGAGGAGGCUGUGGUAAACUCUGACCUCCCACCUCCCCGGAAGGGAGAAUCAAGGAAGAAUGUACCAUUGAAAUCAAUGGCUCAGUUCUGUUCUUUGGCUGGACUGUGCUCCAAGUAUUCCAUGGGGUGAAGUUCUUGAACCUUUGCCUGAAAUCAAGUUGGACCAACAUUCUCAUGUGUGACCUAUUUUGAAGCAUCUGCAAUACCUGCCAAUUUGUUUCUUCGCCCAAUUCAAAGUGCUGUCUCUUACCUUUAAUGUUCUAUACAUCUUCGAUCUCAAUUGUUAACUGUCUGAAAAGGCCCUACUCAGAGUUACCAAUCUAACCUCCAUAUAGAUAGAUCUCCACUAACAGCUCCAAUGCUCUGGAACUCUUCCAAGAGAAAUCCCUAUAGCCCCUUAUGUUCUAUUUCUAGAAGUUUUCAAACUGUUGCAGAUUCUCUGUCUUUACUAGCCAACUGUUAGAUUUGCUGACCAGCUACUGCUAACACCAUAAUCAGCGUUUAACUUUUUAAAAUUCUCUUUUAUCAUUUGAUUUAACUCUGAGUUUGCUUAUAAUUGGCAACUUUGUCUUUAGUUGUAAACCCCUGCACUGUUAAGAGUAGAAUAAUCAAACUUAGGAACUGGAUUUUUUCUAUCCCAUUCUCCUUGUACAUUGUUUUGCUAUAUUUACUCUUCCCUCAGAUUGGUGACCAAAUGCUCUGCCCCUUUCAGGUGACCAUUUAUAAAU